Messenger RNA from Exophiala aquamarina CBS 119918, 1782 nucleotides. RefSeq lists its product as uncharacterized. The record is from RefSeq and is a predicted model, not a curated record. Lineage: Eukaryota; Fungi; Ascomycota; Eurotiomycetes; Chaetothyriales; Herpotrichiellaceae. The coding region runs from base 1 to 1782 and encodes 593 amino acids. The transcript has 2 exons.
AUGUCAUCAGCCAAAUCCAGGCUUUCAAGCAUAGCCGCACAUUUUCUACCGUCCCCAUCCGCCUCAAAUGGCAAGUCGAUCGACAAUCUGAGCAUUGGAAACCAUACCGUCGGUACGCCGUCAUGGUACAAUAAUCACACGCUCUCGCCCACCUAUUUCCUGCCGCGUGCAGCUGAGAUCGAACCCAAUGCGCCGGCCAUCUACCACCGCACCGCCAACAAUCACAUCAUUCGCAAGACAUACCAAGAAUUCGCCGACCGAGCGCGUGGGUUUGCAUAUUACUUGAAGAAGAAGGGAUACAAGAGGGUCGGAAUCCUGUGCGCCAACACGCCCGCGUUUCUCGAAGCAAUCUACGGGAUUGGCGGUGCGGGUGCCAUUAACAUUGCUAUCAACUACCGCUUGAAACAGGAUGAUAUAGCCUAUAUCUUUGACCAUGCGGAUGCCGACGCAAUUAUUGUGGAUGCGGAGUUUGUGUCGUUGUUGGACAACUACAAACAGACACAUCCUGAUGUACCGUUGAUCAUUGACACGGAUACUGAGGCGGUGGAUGGCCCUGAUUGCGGUCCAUUCGAUCGAGCUGUGCUCGAGGGCUUCGAGCACGAGCGGUCGCUUGGUUCUCAAGGAUGGGCAGGCCUGCAGGUGCAGGCGCCUAACGAGCUUGAGGUGAGUGCGCUCGCUUACACAUCAGGGACGACUGCACGACCGAAGGGUGUGGAAUAUACGUAUCGAGGCUGCUACCUGGCGGCAUUGGGCAAUGUCAUCGAGUCGGGGCUUAGUUACCACGAUGGCGAGCGGUGCAGAUACAUGUGGACGCUACCUAUGUUCCACGCCAUGGGCUGGACAUUCCCGUGGGCGGUGACAGCUGCGCGAGGGACUCAUUACUGCUUGCGAAAAAUCGAAUAUCCUGAAAUGUGGCGGCUGUUGAAGGAGGAAGGCAUUACGCAUUAUUGCGCAGCACCGACGGUCAACACAUUGCUCUGUGCAGACAAGAAUGCGGCCAGACUCCCAAAGCCCGUUCGGGUCACCGUGGCCGCAAGCCCUCCCACUGCACACUUGUUCGAGCAAAUGACCAAUGUCAAUCUCCAGCCGGUUCAUGUGUACGGUUUAACGGAGACGUAUGGCCCCAUCACCAAAGGGUACAUCCUCCCCGAAUGGCAUGAAUAUUCCAACGUCAAGGACAAAUAUGCCAAAAUGGCACGGCAGGGCCAUGGAUUUGUGACAUCCCUUGGUGUACGAGUCAUCAAGACCGAGGUGCCCGAAGGAGUGAUCGAGGAUGUGGCCAAGGACGGGAAGGAGAUUGGUGAAAUCGUAUUCAAUGGAAAUAUCUGUGCGCGAGGCUAUUACAAAGAUGAAGCAGCGACGAGGAAACUCUACCUUGGUGAUGUUCAGCAUUCUGGUGACCUGGCGGUAUGGCAUCCGGAUGGGGCAAUUCAGAUUCUUGACCGAGCGAAGGAUAUCAUCAUCUCGGGUGGUGAGAAUAUAUCAUCAGUCGCUCUUGAGUCGAUAUUGGCAACACACCCCGACAUCCUCGAAUGUGGUAUCGCAGCGAUUGCAGAUGAGAAGUGGGGAGAAGUACCCAAAGCAUUUAUCACGAUUCAAGCGGAAGCUCAAGUGACAGGAGAGGACGUGAUUAAAUGGGCACGCAAACACCCGGGCAUCAGUCGGUUCAUGGUACCGAAAGAGGUUGAGAUUGUGCCAGAAUUGCCCAAGACGAGCACUGGCAAGAUCCGAAAGAAUGUGCUGAGAGAUUGGGCCAAAGGAAAGUCGCGCGACGGCGAGUGA